AUGGAAGAAGGAUAUUUUUCUUUCAUUUGGAAAAUAAAUUGUUUUAACGAACUUGUCUCUCGACAUCCUAAUGGUACCUUUUUCUAUAGUGAAAGGUUCUGGUCGCCAAGGGGGCAAACCGGAAAGUCAAUCAAUCUGAACGUGCGUAGUGUCUCUGGUAAUUCCAACAAUCCUAAUAACACAGACUAUCUUUGGCGGUUGAAACUAUUUCCAAAUGGGGUUGAUAAGAAGUCAACCGAAUUCAUUUCACUUUACCUUGAAGCAAUACAAACUCAAUAUGAAAAACAAAAUGGCAUAACCGGUAGACACAAAAAAUUCAGGUUGGCACUUUAUCGUUUAGAUCAAGAUCAUUUAAACACAAUACAAACACCUUUCCUCAUAAUUGAUCGACAUAUACUGGAGACAAAUUUUGAAUUCAACGGGGUUAACGCGGACUAUGGGUUCGCCAGGAUAAUUAACCUUAAAGAUUUGUGUCCGACCGAAUCAAAUUUGCCCGAGAUGGAUCUGAUGGUACGAGCACAAAUUUUUGAUGAUAUGCCAUCUCACGGUGAAGGAUCUAGCGCGAGUCUUAUACCAGAGUGUAGUUCUCUUUCGCCGUUCGAAAGAUUUUUUAGUGAAAAGCUUUUUUGUGAUGUGGAAUUCGUGUUCGACUGUGGAUCGAGUCUAAAAGCACAUCGAGUCAUCCUCGCGGCACGGUCUGAAUAUUUCGAGAGGUUAUUGGGUGGAGAAUGGUUGGAGGGACACAUGCGGACUAUUACUAUAAAAGAUAUGCCGUUUCAUGCAUUCCGCUGUAUCGUGUAUCAUCUUUAUACCGGAAAACUCGAGGACGGUUUGAGUUUUGAUCUCCUAAAGGAUGUCUAUUCCAAAGCCGAUAUGCUUAAUAUAAAUGAGUUAACUUCUAUGACGGCCGAAAAAAUGGUUGAAUUCAUAAGUAUCGAAAAUUGGGAUCAAAUCCUAAUUUUGGGUUGGAAAUAUUAUGAUGAUAGAUUGAAAACCGCUGGAAUGAACUUUGCAAUAUCAAAUUGGAUGCGAAUAAGGAAUACUGAUAAUAUGAAACAGGUGAUGGAAUGCGGUAACAUGGAUUGGAUCGAGGAAUUAGUUAUCAGGAAAUUUUUUUCGCCCGUCAAUAAUGGUUCGUAA
Messenger RNA from Acaulospora morrowiae, 1140 nucleotides. NCBI's taxonomy places the organism in Eukaryota, Fungi, Glomeromycota, Glomeromycetes, Diversisporales, Acaulosporaceae. The record is from the annotation of a GenBank genome assembly.